Molecule: messenger RNA, 3204 nt
Organism: Tyto alba (common barn owl)
Lineage: Eukaryota; Metazoa; Chordata; Aves; Strigiformes; Tytonidae
Gene: ITM2C
Product: integral membrane protein 2C
Exons: 6
Coding region: 54-848 (264 amino acids)
Biological process (GO): negative regulation of amyloid precursor protein biosynthetic process
Cellular component (GO): plasma membrane; Golgi apparatus; extracellular exosome
Molecular function (GO): amyloid-beta binding
Source: RefSeq, a predicted model, not a curated record
GCGGCGGCCCCUCCCCGGGGCGGUGCCGGCGGCGGCGGCGGCGGCGUGGGGCCAUGGUGAAGAUCGGCGUCCAGCAGCCGCCGGCGGCACUCAAGCCGGAGAAGGAGAAGGAGAAGGCGGCGGGGGGCGAUGGGGCGGCGGGGGCCGUGCUGCUGCCCCCGGGCGCCGAGGAGCUGGCUCCUGCGGUGCAGGGUCGGAGGUCAUCGCUCAGCGGGGUGUGCUACCUGACCAUGGGUCUCCUCGUACUGCUCCUGGGCUUGGUCUUUGCAUCGAUGUAUGUGUACAGAUACUUCUUCAUCACCCAGCUGCCCCGUGAGAGCGUGUUUCACUGCGGUGUCCUUUACGAAGACUCGCUGUAUUCGCCGUUCAAAGGGCAGCUGGAGUUGCACGAAGAUGUCAAGAUUUACAUUGAGGAGAACUAUGAGCAAAUCAACGUCCCAGUGCCCCAGUUUGGAGGGAGUGACCCUGCGGAUAUCAUCCAUGAUUUCCAGCGAGGUCUGACAGCUUACCAUGACAUAACGCUGGAUAAAUGCUACGUCAUCGAGCUGAACACCACUAUUGUGAUGCCUCCUCGCAACCUGUGGGAGCUUCUAGUUAACGUGAAGAAAGGGACAUACCUGCCUCAGACAUACAUAAUCCAAGAGGAGAUGAUCGCGACCGAGCACGUCAGUGACAUGGAGCAGCUCGGCUCCUUCAUCUACCGCCUCUGCAGCGGCAAGGAGACCUACAGGCUGAAGCGGAGGAGCGCAAGGAGACGUAUCAGUCGACGUGAGGCUGGAAACUGUCAUCGUAUUCGUCACUUUGAAAACACUUUUGUGGUCGAAACUGUUAUCUGCAAAAAGUCCUGAAGCCACUCUCCAGAUGUAACCUUCCUUGGCUUUGCUUGCAUACACGUGCACACACAUGCUGUCAGCCCUCUCUUUAGACAUGGUAAUCUGUCUUACUUUUUUUACUUCCUCCCUUGCUUGUGCAGCUCUAACCUCUUGGGUCCAUUGUAGCCUGACAGUGGAUUCUCUUCUCUCCCUGCUACCUACCUGAGACAUUUGCUGGGCUUAAAUUUACACAGUGGUUAAAGAUAACCUGGGAGUAGAUGCAGCUUCUUCCACACCACAGGAUGUGAGUCUUUUGUUGGGAGCAGGUUUGGGACAGAAGGGAUGGCCAAGAAAUAGGAGUGCUAGAAAUAGGUGCUCCUUUCCUGGCUGAGCAAUUUCAGGCCAGUAUAGUGCUUUAAAAGCUUCCAUGGCACUGGGACAGAAGGUGUAUACACAAGAGGAGGGUUAUCAUUUUAAUGCUGAUAUAAUGACCAGAAAUACAUAACCAGAUGCACUUAUGAAACGAAUGAUUGUGAGGCUACAGAGAGGUUGAUUUAGGAAGCUCAGCAGAGGGACGGUUUCUGCCCUGACCAUGCUGUGGUGACCCCAGCUUGUUGUUUGCUGUCCCCGCAAAGACCAGAUUUUCAAACAUCAAAAGCAACCGCUAUGUGCUGGUUUUAUGUCUGGCUCCUGGGCUCAGCCCUCACCACGUCUGCUCCUGAACGCGGCAUGGCUCGGCGUGACCCGCUGAGCAGUGCAGGGUGUCCCGAUGGGUGUUCGGGGGGGCAGGAGGGCUGGGCAAGGGGCAGUGAGCUGGGCUGGGAAUGACAUGAAUGGCACAGCAUGUCCCUGCUCCCCGGCCACAAAGCAGAGGGUGAAGUGCAGGACGGUGUAGCCCUCUCUCUAACACACAGCUGGAGCUGCUGUGGAUCCUGGGCAGGUCUGCUGUCACUUUGCCUAAGUAAAUAAAGGGGUGAAUCUUUGAUGCAAGGUGCCACAGUUCCACUGAUGUCCCAUCUAUAGGGAGCGGAGGUGGGUGGUUUGCUCCAGCCAUGUGUCUGUCCUGGCCAGCUCUACUUGCUUGGGAAGAUGAGUUAUGUUCACAUGGGUCUGUCUUCCUGAGUUGUCGAGAACCCAUCUGUGUGCUGAUGGGAUGCUGUGCCUACAUACAAAGUGAUGCCAGGAGCAGAACUGCUAGUUAUUGGCAAGUGCAGAGGCAGAUUUUUUUUUUUUUUUUUAACAGAGUGCGUAUUCUUGUAUAACUCCUCUGAUGAGAGCUGUUUUGAGAAUAAUUACUGUAGUCCAGUCAUGUAUCACAUUAUCUGCAGGCACUGUUGUAAUACAGAUAUUGAUACAAGGCAAGAUUCGGCUGAUCAAUAUACUGCAGAGAAAUUGUGUGAACGAAACUGCAUUUCUGUUGAUCAUCAGACAGAAGAAUUGCAGAGUAAUUAAAUAUACUUUCCUCUGUUCCAUAAAUAUAGUUAAAACUAAUUAGGUUCUUGAAAUGCAGGAAGUUUUCUGGCUUGAAACAAUGGGGUGAGUUUCAACUUGGCAUGUUCUUGUUAAUUGGUUUCCAGCAAAUCUGGACUUGUUCACCAUCUGUUGAAAUUAGCUCGUUGUUUUAGGAGAGGAAGGAUAAAGUAAAUGCAAGUACAAUCAUUAACUCAGCAGAACCAAAAAAAAAGUGAAUCUAUUUUACAAUAAAACUUUUAAGUAUUAAUACUGUGAGUUAAUUAUGUGAAAACAAAACAGGAUCUCAGAAUGGUUAUAUAAUGCACUAGGAAUUAAUAUGUCCUUAGAGGCUGAAAAUUUAUUUUUCUUACAUAAGCAUAGUCAACUAUAAACAUGAAGUUUUAACAAGUAGAGGAGGUCACUUUGGUUUCAUUCUGCUUUAAGCUUGAUGUAAAAUGUGCACUUCACGCAGGUUGGUAAGAAAAUUUCCCACUGCCAGAGGGGUAUGUGCUUUUCUAGCACUGUGAUUUCCAACAAUAACUUGCUGCUAGCCUUAACUUUUCACUGUGGAGCAGAUGACAAGAAGUGGGUCAGGGAAUUGGUUGGCUUAAUGGAAGUACCUCGAAUUGGUAAAUUUAAGCCCUGCAUUUCUCUUAAUUUCUAGGAAGCUAAGCCUGCACUCAGUUGAGCAUACAGACCUUUUUCCCUUUCCUUCUGAUUCUGCAUGAAUUAAUUGGUCAUUGAAUAUGCUAACUCUGUGCAAUCCUGCAGCUGUAAGGACAAACCUUGGUACUUUAGGGUGAACUAAUGUGGUCACUGUUUCGUAGGAUGAGAAUGCAGUUGUCUAGAAAGAAAACAUAAGAUGCUUUGUAUAUUUUGUCUGGUAGGACUCUUACUACUUAGGAAAUAUCCAUGGGAUAAUAAAAUCUUUUACCUCUGA